Messenger RNA from Trichomonas vaginalis G3, 912 nucleotides. RefSeq names its product phosphoglycolate phosphatase protein. The transcript has a single exon. NCBI's taxonomy places the organism in Eukaryota, Parabasalia, Trichomonadida, Trichomonadidae. Gene Ontology annotation, molecular function: phosphatase activity. The coding region runs from base 1 to 912 and encodes 303 amino acids. The record is from RefSeq and is a predicted model, not a curated record.
AUGACAAUAAUUCCAAAGGCCAUAUUGUUAGAUGUUGACGGAACAAUAUGGAAAGCAGGAACAGUUUUCCCAGGUGUACCAGAAGCAAUAUCUGAAAUGAGAAAGAUGGGAUUGGCUGUAAUUAUUCUAUCAAAUAAUUCAUCGCGAGACAGAGCACAUUUUGCAAAAGUUUUAUCAGAUAAAGGCAUUGCAAAUUUGUCAAAAAACGAUGUUUUUACUGCUGGUUAUACAUGCGCCCUUAAAAUGAAAGAAGAUGGAAUAAGAUCUGCAUUAGUAUACGGAUUUGUCGGAUUAAAAGAAGAGCUGGAUCAUAUAGGAAUACAAACAUAUACAUUUAAGACACUUAACGAGAUCAGACACCUUGAUGCAAUUGCAGUUUGCAAUAAUUUAACUUUCGAUUACGAUCAUCUUUGCAGAAUUGCAACUAUUGUUAAAAAAUACGACUGCAAGAUAUAUGGAGCUAACCCAGAUACUUCAAAUAUUGUAGCCGGAAAAACAAUUUGUGGUGCUGGAUCAAUGGUCGCAACAAUUGCUACUUUAGCAGGAAAACUUGAAGCAAAUUUAGGUAAACCAUCACCAGAGCUUAUUCCAAUUUUAGAAUCAAAUUUAAAAAUUGCCAAGGAAGAAAUGAUUAUGGUUGGCGAUCGAAUACCAACAGACAUAGAGUUUGGCGCUAGAAAUGGUCUCAAAACCAUAUUUGUUCUUACAGGAGUCGAUAGAAAUACCAAAAUUGAAAGUUUGGAUCCGGCAAUUCGACCAACAUAUAUACUGCCAUCUCUUGCUGAUGUUCCAUCGUUACUUAAAGAAGAAUUUUUUAAAAAUGCCAAGCCAAAUAUUCAAAAACCAGUUACCCCAAAAUUGGGAGGCCCAAAAUCAAAAAUUCAAUUCACAAACCAGCAACUCCAAAGAUAA